Pezoporus occidentalis (night parrot) is the source of this 4302-nucleotide messenger RNA. It is a transcript of the gene SLC16A3, whose product is annotated as solute carrier family 16 member 3. NCBI's taxonomy places the organism in Eukaryota, Metazoa, Chordata, Aves, Psittaciformes, Psittacidae. Gene Ontology annotation, molecular function: monocarboxylic acid transmembrane transporter activity. The record is from RefSeq and is a predicted model, not a curated record. Gene Ontology annotation, biological process: transmembrane transport; monocarboxylic acid transport. The transcript has 5 exons. The coding region runs from base 110 to 1534 and encodes 474 amino acids. Gene Ontology annotation, cellular component: plasma membrane.
GCUGGGCUGAGCGGGGCCACGGGGAAGGCGGGCAGAGCUCCGGCACGAGCACCGGCAUCUUCAUGCUGAGGCGUGGGACGUGACUCAGGGAACACCCUUGAGCUUCGUCAUGGGAGCUGUGGUAGCUGACGAUGGUCCAUCUGGUGUUAAAGCCCCUGAUGGAGGCUGGGGCUGGGCUGUCCUUUUUGGCUGUUUUAUCAUCACAGGGUUCUCCUAUGCCUUUCCUAAGGCAGUUAGUGUCUUCUUCAAAGAACUUAUCCGGGAAUUUGGCAUUGGAUAUAGUGACACUGCAUGGAUUUCCUCUAUUCUGUUGGCCAUGCUUUAUGGAACAGGUCCACUCUGUAGUGUAUGUGUCAACCGCUUUGGCUGUCGCCCUGUCAUGCUGGUGGGUGGCCUUUUUGCCUCAAUGGGGAUGGUGAUUGCCUCCUUCUGCACAAGUAUUGUUCAAAUCUAUCUAACCGCAGGUGUGAUUACUGGUUUGGGUCUGGCACUGAACUUUCAGCCUUCACUCAUCAUGUUAAACCGUUACUUUGACAAACGCCGUCCCUUAGCCAAUGGGCUAUCUGCUGCGGGGAGUCCAGUGUUUCUUUGUGCUCUCUCACCAUUGGGGCAGAUACUACAACACGAAUAUGGUUGGAGAGGAGGAUUCCUUAUACUGGGUGGGAUGCUGCUCAACUGCUGCGUAUGUGGCGCAUUAAUGAGACCUUUGGAGCCACCAAAAAAGCCUGAAGCUACCAAAGACCCAGCUGAGAAGAAAGCAAAGAAAAAACUUCUGGAUUUCAGUGUUUUUAAAGAUGGUGGUUUUGUAAUCUACACGCUAGCAGCCUCUAUCAUGGUGCUUGGCCUCUUUGUUCCCCCAGUUUUCGUUGUGAGUUAUGCCAAGGAUUUAGGAUAUCAAGACACCAAAGCAGCUUUUCUUCUAACUAUUCUGGGAUUCAUUGAUAUCUUUGCUCGGCCUAUUUGUGGAAUGGUAGCUGGUCUUAAAUGGGUUAGACCACGCUGUGUCUACCUCUUCAGUUUUGCUAUGAUUUUCAAUGGCUUUACAGAUCUCAUGGGUUCUAUGUCUGUUGAUUAUGGUGGCCUGGUGGUGUUUUGUAUUUUCUUUGGCAUUUCUUAUGGAAUGGUAGGUGCUCUUCAGUUUGAAGUUCUCAUGGCUAUUGUGGGUACCCAGAAGUUUUCCAGUGCUAUUGGCUUAGUGCUCCUGGCAGAAGCUAUGGCUGUUCUAAUUGGUCCACCAUCAGCAGGAAAACUCCUGGAUGCAACAGGGAGGUACAUGUUUGUUUUUAUUAUUGCUGGAAUUGAAGUUACCACCUCAGCACUUGUAUUGGCCUUGGGAAAUUUCUUCUGCAUUAAGAAAAAAUCAGAAGAACCACACACAAAAGAAGAAGCAGCAGAAAGAGAGGAGUUAAACAAAUCUGAAGACAAAACUCCUGAAGAUGCCAGCAAGGUGGACUCUAUUGAAGUGGAACAGUUUCUGAAAGAUGAGCCUGAAAAAAACGGUGAAGUUGUAACUAACCCAGAAACAUGUGUGUAAGCAUGACAGGAAACCAACAAACCUUCUAGAAACAAAAGAUUUUCAACACUAUUUAUUUUAGAAAUAGAACUAGUUUAGGGCUGGGCCAUCUUUAUUAACUGGAAACUGGUCAGCUCCUCAGGGCUCUGGAAGCUGAUUAGCUAGAAAACCUUUUAUUGGAAGAUUGGCUUGAUCAGUAAAAGGUAGAACAUUGUGGUUAUACAUUUUAUGCAAACUAAAAAGCUUUUAUAAACACAGGUAUAGUCUUGCUAUGCAUCACCAGAAACUGCUCAGUCGGUAGAGAUACAGAAAGAAUAUCUUUUAAGAAAAGUGGAAUUACAUGUACAUUUUCAGACAAUAUUAGUGAAUUUGCUGUGUUGUGCAGCUAAUUUCCCUUUCUGUGUUCUUUGUGAAGGGGAAAGAGUUUGAGACAAAGAAAAAUCUCAGGAACUUAAAAGGUCUUCAAUAAGUUUUUGAAUUUGUUACAUUUUCAGAUUUUUAGAUUAAUUGGCUCAGCCCUAAUUUAAUUUUGGUAAUAUGUAUUACUUUAUGUAAAUGUAUUUCUAACUUUUGUCUAUACCUAUAAUCUUUGUAAUUAUCAUCUAGAAAUACUGUACAUGGAGAGGCACAUUAUAGAUACUGUCCUCAGCAGAUCACAAAAGUGGUAUUCUGAAGUAGUACUGAAAGAAAAUAGAAUGAGCAAAUUGAUCCUGACAGUAAGUAAACAAAGGUAGCCUACAUUUAUAUACACUGUUUUCAGUACAGUUUCCCUGCAGCAUUGAAAGUAUUAUAUGUAACAUGGAGAAUACAGGUACUGGGUUUAGUAGAAUCUUCCCAAAGAGUGUCCAUUUUGCAUAUAAAAGGAACAGUUUAAGUUUCCAGAUGACCAGUAAAUUAAGAGUGGGUAGACUUGAGGAAGGGACUAGACUGUUUAGAAACUUCAGCCAUCUUUAAAGUGCAAUGUUAGCAACAUAGAAAAUCUUCAACAUGGUGGCAGUGUUUUUUUGGUAGUCGACCCCAGCCCACUUACCCCACUUCCCUGUCCUUUUGCUGAAUCUAUGGAAGUUGAAGGGGCUAUUCUUGCUGGUUAAGGAAACUUCAUAGAACUGUUGAUCAUAUGACAUGGCAAAAAGACCAAGAACAGGGUCAGCUCUCAUUGUGCAAACAGAAUGGGAGUUUCUGGCCAGUCUUUAAAUCUUCUCUGACAUUGGUAUGUGGGAAAAAGAAACCGCUCAGACAAGGUAGUGACAGCAUAUUUGAAGGAAAGCAGAAAGGGAAGAUUCAUUGUGACAACACUGAAUUCUUAAGGAAGGUAAAAGGAAGGCAUUGUAUAUGCUCUCCCCCCUUUCAAAAAUUUAAUCUUUUAUAUAAAACCAUGCUACUGAAACCCACCUUUCAGAUAUGUUUAUGAAAAGCUCUCUAGGCUUUGUGACUGCAGUAAUAAUCUUUGAAACAGGCUAACUGUAACAGUCAGUUUUCUCGUUGGUAGCAAAGGAAUAUUGGCUUUCAGGUGCCAAAAUUGUUCAACUUAGUAACUGAAACCCAGAAGCCCCUAAUCCCUUAAAAGCCUUUAUCCCUGUUAAAAUGAACAUUAUUAGUUGUUUCAUAGUUUACCAUUUUAACAGAAACAUACAGUAAAUCCAACAAAGUGCCAAAACCAUGAAGCAUUCCCUAAUGGAACUAUCUCAGAUUCCAGCUUCCAUUCUGGCAGUUGCUUUAAAAUGGUUUUGCAUUGUUAGGACAACAUUGUACAGAAAUUGAAAAGUUAGGAUUAUGAUGUGCUUUUUUUUUUUCUGUGUGUGUGAUUUUAAAAAGAAAUGUAUGCUGCACUUAAUAAACUGUUUAUUUUUAUAUAACAUAUAAUACAUUACUUUAAAACCCUUUAUUAAUUUAGUGGCAGGAACUACUCUGCCAUGUCCUAGUUAUAAGAACAUGGUUACUGAACUUAGCUCCAGUUUGCUAAAGACUAAAUCAGUAUUUAGAACACAACACUGCUAGCUCCAGAAGGCCACCAUACAAAAGGGCAAGAGGAAAAUGGAAUCCACAGAUCAGUUUAUGAUAUCCCUGGAAGCUGCUUCCAAUGAUAAUGUGAAGGCCCUGUUCUGUUUCAAAAAGCAAGAAGUAGAAACCUCCCCAAAAGUGAAUUCAGAUUUUCAAAUAGCCAUUUUUGUCUUACUGUGGUUUUUGGUCACUGGAUUUCUUUGCUAGAUAAUGCUAUCCUGUUAUCACAGAACUAAAUGGUUGUCUUUUUGUUGUUGGUUUUUAGCACAGUUUUAAGUUUCUGUACAGUCUGCAAAUUGGCUAGAUUGUAAUAUCUCAAAAAUCUAUGCUUAACAUGCUGACUUUUCAGACUAUGUUUCAUUUUCCAUACAUAAUACCUUUACAGUGAAGCUGAAAACAAGAAGUGUUAUGUUAUGUGGUUGGGGCAGAAGACGAAGUUACUGAGACAAGUGAAACACAUUUCAACAAGAUGCCAUAAAUAAUUUCUGAAGUAAAUCUAGCGUUCACAGAAAGUGCCUCAUUGGCUUCUGCAACUUCUUUUCAUCAACUUAAACAUGAACUAUUCAGAGUAGUACUGCCAGUGCUCUUGUGCUGUUCACAGCACAGACCUACCAGCGGAUUGCAGUAUUUGUGGGAGCAGGAGAUGCUUACUGCAUGAAAGACAGUCAAACCAGAGGAUUCUUUCAUCGACUGUGAGAAAUAAGGGUGAGUUUAAUUUGCUAGGCAGUUUCACAGAGGCUACAAAAUCUUUUACUGUUUUCAGUAUUUACAAGAAGCAUCAACAGAAA